Enterobius vermicularis (human pinworm) is the source of this 2556-nucleotide messenger RNA. Lineage: Eukaryota; Metazoa; Nematoda; Chromadorea; Rhabditida; Oxyuridae. The record is from the annotation of a GenBank genome assembly.
AUGGCUGAGGAAGAAGGUCGUCAGAGAGCAUUAAAAACGGCAAGGGGAUUGGCAGAGAGAAUUUUAACUGAGCUUCUUAUAGGACAUCAGAACAGUACACAUUUGUCUUCAAGCCUUUGGUCUGCAGUGCGUGCAAGGGGUUGUCAGUUUCUUGGUCCAGCCAUGCAGGAAGAUGUGCUUCGUCUAAUUCUCUUAACACUCUCAGACGGAGAUUUGAUUGCUAGGAAGACUUUAGUAAUGUACAUUGUACAGACGCUUGGCAAAGAUUAUCCACAGGUAAUCAAAAGGGAAGGAGAGUCGUCGCUCAUGCAGCUUAAGUCUGAAUUUCGUGAUUAUGAUACUUUACGGCGAGAACAUGAUUCACAAAUAGUACAAAUUGCAGUAGAGGCCGGUCUUAGGGUUUCUCCAGAUCAAUGGUCUGCCCUUCUUUAUGGGGAUCAGUUGCAUCGAUCUCAUAUGCAAAGCAUUAUUGAUAAGCUCCAGUCUUCUGAAGCUUUUGAGCAAAUGAUCAGAGAGUUUCAAACGGUUUUGAGAGAUAAUGAUCACGAUUUUCUUCUCCCCUUGGUUCCUUUAUUUGAAAGGUUCAAUCGCUACGACACAAAUAGUAAUGGGUAUUCCGUGCAUUACGGGCAGGGUUUUUCAGGCAUUCCCAAUUGGCAGGAUGCGAUGGAACUGUUCGAUGCACUGUCUCUUAUAGUCGAUUCUUACGUAGACUUUACUAAGAAACGGUCCCUUAUUUGUGUUAACGUAUCAUACUCCUUAGAAGUUGAGUCUGGUAAAGUGUGUCCUCGGGGCAACCGAUGCACGUACGCCCAUUCAAAGGUUGAAUUACGUCGACCUGGACAGCGAAAACAACAAAUGAAUAAUCAGAAUAAUUCUUUAUUAUCAGAUUUUUUAACAAAUUUUGCGUUCACGUCUGAUUCACACUUGCUUCCCCGAGGGGCACCACCAUCACAAGUGGUGCAACACCAGACUUAUAACGCACCCUGUGACUUACGUCCUGUAAUACCUUCAGCAGCUCCUCCAAACCCUGUUAAUGUUGUUUCAGUUCCUCCUGUUGCCCAGUCUUUGGGAACACAUACUGUGGUGAUUGAUCCUCGACAGCCAAUUGCUCUGGGUGCGGAAAAUGCUGGUAUUGUUCCAAUGCCAGUUCCAGUUGUCCCAGUGGUUGUCCAGAGGACUCCUGCAGUAGAACCUUCUAAUGCUACAAUCCCGGUUCUUCCAGUUGUAGUUCAAAGCGGUCCUGCGGUACCCACUGUAUCAGCUAUGCCUGGAGUUCCUGGUGUUGAUGCAGUUCCUCCUCCUCCUCCUGUUCUUGUAGGAACAAUCCCUCUACCGCCCAAUAAUGCUGUGGCAAACCCUAGGCCGCCCCAACCUGUCAUUGUUCCAACAAUGUGGCAGGUCCCAACACCUCAGCCGAUGAAAAGGGUUGCCACAGCGUUACCUCCUCAAAACGCGUCUCAGGUGAUACCUAUGCCCGUGGCUGUACCUCCGUCGCAGGUGCCUUUUGAUGUUGGUGGGAUGAGAUGGAUGCCGUCAUGUGGAAGAAUCAUUGAUGAUCUUAACAGUAGAACUAUUGAAAUGCCAUUUGAAUGUCCAGAGCCUUACUGGCCAGUUUUUGACGAUGGCCGAUGUGCAGUCACAGUUACACCAGCAUCUAGUACAGAUGGACAUAUGAUUCCUGUUUAUAAUGGCCGACAUUCUUCUCAGUUUUGCCAGGGCAAAACGUCCGAUUACGAGGAUGAAGAGCAGCUUAAACUUAGGCGAAAUGAAAUUAUCUCGCGUUUGGCAGGUUUACAUCAAAGUGGCACAGGGAAUUUGUCGUGCGAAGAAAGUGCUGAUGAUGACGAUCUUCAAAGAUUUAAAGUAUACUUUCAAAUUGGUGCUUUCAGUCAUGUUUCUUACACAGUGGCGAAUUCUGUACUCUAUGAUGAAAAAGAAAUGUCGGUUGUAUCAACCUCUGGCGGCAGCUUGCAGCUUCCACCAAUUCCUUUACGGUACAGUGUGCCUUCGGCAGAUGAGACGACAAGUUGCCUUAACGAAAAAGCUGUCGUAUCUGCAGUUGUGUUACCUGUGUGUUCGCCAUGCGUUUAUUCUACCACUACAAAACUGGCGACUGUGCAGGCGCCGUGCGCGGUGAUGCAAAUCAAAGAUACAAUUAGCCAGCCUUUGCCAACUCCUGCUAUACAGCGACCUUACAGUAUGUUUUCAUCCACUUAUUUUGAUCUCCAGAUAGCAAGGCAAAAAAUUGUAGACCCUGCCGUAGUCGUUGAGCAUCUUCCUCCUGUGAUAAGGCCAUUUCCUGCCGCUCCCAUAGAUCCACAAAACGUUGUGAGUUUAACGCUAGAUCGUAUCGUGGAUGUAAAAGAGCGUUUAAAUGAUGUGGAGAAGAAUGGUGGUCUUGGUUGUUCUGCUGAGAAACAGCAACUGAAAGUUGAAUUGAAUAUUGCUAGUCGGCAGAUUCAAUCAUUGGAUCAAAAAACAAAGCAGACGUGUUUGUUGCGUGAACUAGAAGUUGUAGAGAAGAAGAUGGAGAAUUUAAAUGUUCAUCAAUGA